AUGCUGAUUAAGAUUAUUGGCAACUCAGUGGGAGCUUUGGGAAACCUGACCCUGGUGCUGGCCAUCAUUGUGUUCAUUUUCGCUGUGGUUGGGAUGCAGCUGUUUGGGAAAAGCUACAAGGAGUGUGUCUGCAAGAUCUCUAGCGACUGUGAACUUCCACGCUGGCACAUGCAUGACUUUUUCCACUCUUUCUUGAUUGUGUUUCGAGUGUUGUGUGGAGAAUGGAUAGAAACGAUGUGGGAUUGCAUGGAGGUUGCAGGCCAAACUAUGUGCCUUACGGUCUUCAUGAUGGUCAUGGUGAUUGGAAACCUAGUGGUACUCAACCUCUUUUUGGCCUUGCUCCUGAGCUCAUUUAGUUCAGACAACCUUGCUGCUACAGACGAUGAUAAUGAAAUGAACAAUCUACAGAUUGCUGUGGCAAGGAUUCAGAAAGGCAUAGAUUACGUGAAGAGAAAAGUGCGUGAAUUCAUCCAAAAAGCCUUUGUUAGAAAGCAGAAAGUUUUAGAUGAAAUCAAACCUCUUGAAGACCUAAACAACAAAAAAGACAGCUGUAUUUCCAACCACACAAUAGUAGAAAUAGGUAAAAACCUUGCCUAUCUUAAAGAAGGGAAUGGAACUACCAGUGGCAUAGGCAGCAGCGUGGAAAAAUAUGUUGUUGAUGAAAGUGAUUACAUGUCAUUCAUAAACAACCCAAGUCUCACUGUGACAGUGCCAAUUGCUGUCGGGGAAUCAGAUUUUGAAAAUUUAAAUACAGAGGAGUUCAGCAGCGAAUCAGACCUGGAAGAAAGCAAAGAG
Pelecanus crispus (Dalmatian pelican) is the source of this 795-nucleotide messenger RNA. The record is from RefSeq and is a predicted model, not a curated record. Lineage: Eukaryota; Metazoa; Chordata; Aves; Pelecaniformes; Pelecanidae.